Molecule: messenger RNA, 2229 nt
Organism: Sinocyclocheilus rhinocerous
Lineage: Eukaryota; Metazoa; Chordata; Actinopteri; Cypriniformes; Cyprinidae
Product: nuclear pore complex protein Nup50-like
Exons: 4
Coding region: 151-1194 (347 amino acids)
Biological process (GO): protein import into nucleus
Source: RefSeq, a predicted model, not a curated record
UGUUAUAGGCCAAAUAUCUAUUCAUGAGUUGGCAUUAAAUCAGGUCAUAUGACUUGAGUUGGCUGCUCUGAACGCAACACUCUGCAGUCAGAGAGGGAGAAUGAGCAUCAUGCUGUUAGCAGAACAGCAUUUAGAGCAGUUAGUCACCUGAUGUCUCUCCUUUCAUCCUCAGGUCCCUUAACAUUCAACAGCUCCACCCCCUCCAAGCCCACAGAUGGUGAUGUCACCUCUAAUGGCUCCGCCUCCAGCAGUAAAGAAUACAACCGGCAGCUCACCGCAUUAAACUGCUCUGUGCGUGACUGGAUCACCAAGCAUGUCAAUGAUAACCCCCUGUGCGACCUCAAUCCCAUCUUUCGUGACUACGAGCGACAUCUGGCCAGCAUUGAGAAGAAAUAUGGCAGCGGUGCAUCAGAAAGUGGGGCGGAUGGCUUGUCAUUUGGAGGGGAGCAGAAGCAGCUUCUGACGAGCGGAACAGUAGCUUCUGUUUCCGGCACGGGUGCUACUGUGACUGUGUCUGUCAGCGGUGCAGCGCCACAGCUCUUCUCAUUCAAAGAUAAGGAUGGUGCUGCAGCAGACAAACCAGCAGCCGUGGCUCCUCCAGGCGUCUCCUUUAAUUUCGGCCAGAAGGUGGACAGCUCUGUGCUUGGUGCACUUGCAUCCAGUGGAGCACCGUCUUUCUCGUUUUCUUCCUCUUCCUCCUCUUCAGGCGUGCAUAUGUUUGGAACAGCGGUCAGUAGUGUCAGUCCUGCGGUGUCAUCCUCUCUGAAGGCAGCCAGCAACAGCCAGACUGCAGAUGAAAAUGGGGAGCAAUCAGAGGAGCCGCCCGUUCCUGUGGUAAAAGAGAUCAAGGAGAAAGACGCCUUCUACUCCAAAAAGUGUAAGUUGUUUUAUAAGAAGGACGGAGAGUUUAAGGAGAAAGGGGUCGGAACACUGCAUCUGAAGAUGGUGGCUGAGAGCAAACUUCAGCUUUUAGUGCGAGCCGACACCAACCUGGGGAACAUCUUGUUGAACAUCAUGGUGCCCUCUUCCAUGCCCUGCUCACGAACUGGCAAAAACAACAUGAUGGUGGUGUGUGUGCCAAACCCUCCUGUGGAUGACAAGAACCCCAGCACGCCCGUCCCAGUGCUCAUACGCGUGAAAACAGCAGAGGACGCAGAUGAGCUGCAUCGAAUCCUGCAAGAGAAAAAAGCCUAAAGCCUCAUCCCCCGUCUCAUAUGUGUUUGACUGAAUGUGGCUCGUACGACCCCAGUUACACAACACACACACACACACAUUUACUCUCUGUCUGAUCUAGAACUGUUCGGUUACGUCCUGUAAAUCGUCUAGAGUGACGGAAACCAAUUGGUUCACCUACUGUGAAAUCACUCGUGGUCCUACUGUAAAUGCUGUUCAUUGUAUCAGAGAUGGUUGAGAAAAGUCGAUCGAUAAUGACGACAGCCACAUUUGUUAUAGCAAAGACACGAGUCCGUAUUCAUAGACAUUCCUUUGGGUUUUAAUUUAGCUGCUAUUUAAGGAAUUAUUCGAGGUUUAGACAGCCGACUGUUUUACAAGGAUCGUUUUGUUGAUUUGUUUUUAAUUCUGUGACUCGAUUUUCAAGACAAGUAUGGAGAAGAUCAGUUCUGUACAGUUUUCUAUGCUUGCAGGAGGAAUUGUUUAGAGUUCAGUAUUACAUUGAAGAUCUUGAAAUUGAUUUGCUUCAAAUAUCUUUUGGAGAACAAAAUAUGCAUCAGAAGAUUUCCACUGCUUUAAUCAAAAGUAAUUCCUCACAGUCCUUCAUAUGAGGAAGUGAUCAGAUAGACCUAGUUAUUUUAUAUAUAUAUAUAUAUAUAUCAUUUUCUCGCAGUACUUUUCUGUGAUGGUAUUUAUUUUGGAUUAUGGCACGUGUGGAUGUUGUUUUCUGUAUAUUGAAUGACCUGAUGUAUAUAAACCACAGAACUGCUGAGGUUGAGAAUGAAUGCUUUAUGGCAAUCUGUCCUGAAGAUGAUCUCCCGAAGUUUUUUUUUUUUCCUUUCCCCUGUAAGUGGCCUUUUACUGCCUUAUACGAUGAGGUAUGUGUUUUUAAGUGUUGAGCAGCACUAGAUCUACCUUACAUUAAUUCAGUGGUGAAUAAAUCAUAUGAACCCGACAUGAUUGGUUUCAUUUCCAGUACACGCAUGAUGUAAAUCACAUUUUUGUACAAAUGGGUAUCCUACUUGCUGACUUAAAGAUUAAAAAUAGUGUUAUAAUUGA